AUGGAGGUGGACUCCCGACGACGCCCAGAGGCAGAAUAUCCCCGGAGACCUCCUCGCUGCAUCAAGAGAAACUAUGCCGUCCCAGAAGCCAAGUGGGCCAAUGGCGGCAAGAGCGUCCUCACAGUCUUUAACGGCGCUGCUCUCAUCAUCAACCACCUUCCUGGAAGCCCUCAUGAUAAGAAAAUCACGUUUGGCACCUGCAUCAACCGGGGCACGUUGGGCAACACUCAUAGCCUCGAGCUCGUGCCCGAUAACAAAAUAGCCAUAGCCACUGCCUCGGGUAUUUACACGGAAAACAUCCAAAUCUUUGACAUCGGCCGCGGCUUGCAGGCCAAUGCAAACCCGGUCGAGAAACUCGACUCUACACCCGCCGUCCACGGCCUCGUCUGGGACAAACAAGCCAAUCUCCUGUGGGCGGUAGGAAACAACCGCCCACCGGCUGGCAAGACGCCGUCCAGCAGCGCUCUAAACGCCUACGCAUACAAUGGAGGCAAGUUUACCCAAAAGCCUGUUCAUGAGUACAAGGUCGGCAAUCCUAUACUCCUCACGACGGAAUGGGCCAACUCGCAGUAUAGCGGCUGGUGGGACGGAGGGCACGACUUGAUCGGCGUGCCUAAUAAGCGCCAACUCCUUCUCUCUACUGAUACAGACCUGCACGUCUUUGAUAUCCCGUCGCAAAAGUUUCAGAGCGGCGAGGCCGUGGCGAAGGAGUUCCUGCCGGGCUUCCAGCCAGUCGAUAGACGUGUCGGGUCAGACGGCAAGUGGCUUCCUCGGUCCGAUGUCAAGUGCCUCAGCCUGGAUGGUCAGGGUAAUGCGCUUUAUAUCCAGGCGGGCUGGAGGGAUGUCACCUCGCAUCAAAUUAAUUUCCUGAAGCACGGGAAGCUCCAGUCGCCUCGGCGGUAUUCUGCAGCGGUGUAUAAGUCACGCUGGUUCCAGGGCACUCAGGGCUGGCCCACGGCAGGGAGCCACUAG
Messenger RNA from Metarhizium brunneum ARSEF 3297, 972 nucleotides. RefSeq lists its product as uncharacterized. NCBI's taxonomy places the organism in Eukaryota, Fungi, Ascomycota, Sordariomycetes, Hypocreales, Clavicipitaceae. The record is from RefSeq and is a predicted model, not a curated record.